GAUUUUGUUGAUAAUGUUCGACAUUCGACGGAGAAUCAAGAAAAACAACAAUCAGUAGACGAUUAUAUUGAUUUGAAUGUUUUAAAAGAUAUUUUUGAUGAAUCUAUUGAUGAUCUAAAACGAUUGAGCUGUCUUAAUUCCAAUCAAAAAUACAAUGGUAAAGAGGUAGAAGAAUUGUUGAAUUUUCUCAAAACACCAUUCCUUUUACGGAUUUCUAUGAAUUUAAAGGAUUUAUUUCCUUCAAAAAACAACAUUGACACUGUUAAGCCAUCGUUUGCAUCUACUUCUGCCGCCGUUCGUAUUGAUAAUUCUGAUAAAAAACAACAAAAAUCAUGGGACCCCGGUGAGCCAUGUUGCUCAAGUUCGAUUGAUAAACAAAAUCCCAACAUAUCUGAUGGUGAUCCGAUUGAAUUUGAUGUUGAUGAGAUUCUUGAUCAACACUCUCCAAACGAUAUAGAUGAUGGAUUCCUAACCGAAAAUGAUUCUGAAUGCGAUAAGGAUUCUGAACCAAAUUUUACACAGAUAUCUUCUCCAGAGAAUUCGACUGAAAUAUUGCCUAAAAAAUCACCAGAUUUACCUUCUACACACAUUCCAAAUCUAGAUAAAUUGCUGAGUAAAAAUGAAUCAGUCGAAAAUGAUGAAACAGAUCAUUCAAAUGAUGAGGUUGUUGGCGAAUCAAAAUCCGAAAUCAUUCAUUCCACCAAAAUUUUUGAUGAUGAGAAUGAAGCUGAUGAUGACAACAAUGAACUUCAUCACAACUGUGAUCUCAAUCAAAAUGAGAUUUCUCGUAUUUUCGAUGCUGAAGGCAAAAUACCGGAACAACUGACCACAGAAAUAGAUGAAGUUGAGAAUCUAUUUCAUGAUGGUUUCAAUGAAAAAAAAGGUGAUAUUAAUGAAGAAGAAGAUAAUGAUAAUGAUGAUGAACAAUCAAUAGAAAAAUCCGAAGCAAAUAUGACAGUUUUUCUUUCUGUCGAAAGUAAAGAAGACAAAUCGAAUGAAAAAAAUGAAAAUGAAACUAAAAAAUUGACAGAGAUAGAUAAGCUAAUGAAAAAAUACAAUUCAUUCGAUUCAAGCGGUAGCAAUAAUGAUGAUGAUGAAGAUUUCCAAUCAAACAAUCUUUUAAAAAAACAAACAAACGGUAAAGCUAAACCUUUCGAAAAAGAUGUUGUUAAUGACGACGAGUUAGAUGAUGAUUUGAUGACCGAUGAAGAAUUUCCACCACCGCUUUCCGAUGAUGAUAUUGAUGAAGAAAUAUUAACGAUUAAGAGGAAAAAAAGAACAAUGAUUUCAACGGAUGACGAGGAAAAUGUUUCAACGGAAGGCGAACCCAAUGGGAAAUUUCCAAAACAAUCAUCUGAUCCUUUGGAAAAUGAUAACGAUAAAACAAAUCAGAUUUCAUUAUCAAAAAAUGAUUCUCAAUCAUCAAUUUCAACCGAAACAAAGAAAAAAAUUCGCAAACGUCGAAAAAGAAUAGUAAUCAAUGACGAUAGUUCAAUUAGUAAUGAUAGCAGUGACAUUGAUGAUAAUCCGGAUAAAGAUUCAACACGAAAAAAAAUUCGAAAAGUACUCAAAGAUGAAAAUCUUCGUGAUGAAACAAAAAAUGCCGAAAAAGCUGAACUUGAUCGCCGUAAACGUAUUGAAGAAAAACAAAAACUUUACAAUUCAAUUAAUGAAAAGAUUAUCGAUCCAAUCGGACAAAAAAAUGAAGAAUGUAAACGUCUAAUAUUGGAUUUCGAUAAGCAAACUAAAGAAGUAUUGGUCGAAGUGGAUAAACAUUUUGUCGAAAUUCUGAAACCACAUCAAAUCGAAGGCAUUAUGUUUAUGUUCAAUUCAACUAUCGAAUCGGUUGAACGUCUAAAAAAACAUGGGCAUGAAUCUGGUUGUAUAUUGGCACAUUCGAUGGGUUUGGGCAAAACAUUACAAGUGAUUGCUUUUCUACAUACCAUCAUGAAAAAUGUCUAUACCCGUGAUAUUAUCAAGCAUGUACUCAUAAUUGUACCAUUGAAUGUAGCAAGAAAUUGGAGAAUGGAAUUCGAUAAAUGGCUUGAAUUUGAUAAUUGUAUAGCAACAUAUGAAACAACAUCAACAAAAAAUCUUUAUGAACGUAUUAAAAUAUUACAAAGAUGGCGAAAAAAUGGAGGUGUUUUGAUUAUGACAAUCAAUUUGUUUUCUCAGAUGAUAACUGGAAAAAGAUUCUCUAGAAGAGAAAAAGCUAAUGAUGUGCCUGUUAUUCGUGAAUGCUUAUUAAAUCCUGGUCCGGAUAUUGUCAUAGUCGAUGAAGGACAUCUUCUUAAAAAUGAUAAAACAAUAUUCAAUUGUACCAUUUCACAAAUACGCACAUUACGACGUAUUAUUCUCACCGGUACACCUUUACAGAAUAAUCUAUCCGAAUAUUUUAUUAUGGUCGAUUUUGUCAAACCAAAUCUUCUUGGCACAAAACGGGAAUUCAAAAAUCGUUUUGAAAAUCCAAUCAGUAAUGGUCAACAUGUUGAUUCGACUGAUGCCGAUGUUCAUUACAUGAAACGACGUGUUCAUGUAUUACAUCAAAAACUUAAAGAUGCCAUCAAUCGGCAUGAUUAUUCUGUUCUGGUACCAUAUCUGAAACCUAAAUAUGAAUUUGUUCUCACAAUAAAGUUGACAACAAUCCAGAUCGAACUUUAUAAGAAUUAUCUGGAUAAUUUUGCUUCUGCUACAAGUGGUAAAAAUCUUCUCAACGAUUUUACGGUUCUACGAUACAUAUGGAAUCAUCCGGCUACAUUGGUUGAUCAAUGUCGACAAAAAAUGGAAAAAGAAGGUGAUUCAUUGAAGAAUUUUAUUGUGUCCGAUGAUGAGGAUGAUGAUUUGGUUGCGAAUAUUAAAAUAGAAUCGAAUGGUGUAGAAGAUAAUAACGAUAAAAACUAUGAUAAUGAAUCAGAUAUCGAAUGUGUAUUUGAUAACUUAGAAGAAUUACAUAAAGAAAAACGAUUAUUAAGAAGUAAAGGACAAGCACCUGAUAUUCCAACAAAUCAUGAAAAUCUUAACGGAUUGAUUGAUGAUGGUGCUAGUGCUCAGAGAUCGAUGUGGUGGAAAAAUAUACUGAAAGAUUAUGGCAAUGAUGAUAUUUAUCGUAUCGAGUUAAGUUCAAAAUUUAUUUUAUUAUUCUCCAUCAUGGAAGAAUGCGAAAAAGUUGGCGAUAAGCUUUUGGUAUUCUCGCAAAGUUUGCAUAAUCUAGAUCUGAUCGAAAAAAUACUCUAUGAAAAGAAUUUAGAAACAAAUGAAAAAUUUGGUGAAAAUAUCGGCUAUAAUGAAUUGGUAGAGAAAACUGGUGGUGUAAGUAAUCGUUGGAUUCGUGAUAUUGAUUAUUUUCGCAUUGAUGGAAAAGUUAGUUGUGACAGUCGAACGAAUAUCAUCAAUAAUUUCAAUGAUAUAGAUGAUCAUCGUUCACGAUUAAUGCUCAUAUCUACAAAAGCCGGCAGUCUUGGUAUUAAUCUAAUUGGUGCAAAUCGAUGCAUUAUUUUCGAUGUAUCUUGGAAUCCAACACAUGACCUGCAAGCUAUCUAUCGUAUUUUUCGUUAUGGCCAAGAAAAACCUGUAUAUAUCUAUCGUUUCAUAUCGUAUGGUACUAUGGAACAGAAAAUUUAUGAUCGUCAAAUCAUGAAACAAUCAAUGGCAUUACGUGUGAUUGAUGAACAUCAAAUUGCACGUUAUUUUAAACAAUCAGAAUUAUGCGAAUUGUAUACUUUUAUACCUGAACCACCGGAAUCAGCUUAUAGAGUACCUCCAGUUGAAGUUGGAAAAAGUGAUCUCUUAAUUUGUGAUCUUUAUAGAAAACACAAAGAUCUCAUCGUAUCGUUUCAUCAACAUGAUUCAUUACUAGAAAAUCGACCCGAAGAAAAUCUAACUGAAGAAGAACGUCGUGCAGCUUGGGAUGAAUUUGAAUCGGAAAUUGUGCCGAAAAAUAUUAUCCCAACGAAUGCACUCAAUCCAUUAAUGAUGAAUGGCCUUUCGCAACAAAACGUCCAAAUGACAUCAUUAUUACAGCAUCGAUUUAAUCAAUCCAUGCUAACUGGUGCAAUCAUACCGACAAAUGAUUUUUAUUCACGACUGAAUGAAGAAACAUUUCGAUAUUAUAAUAACCAAUAUGCACAAUCACAACUUCCAUUACAACGUCAAGAAUAUAUCGCCCCAUCUUCAAACAAUCAUCAAUUCUUGUUAAAACCAAUUACUGAUCAAACGUUGAAACAAUAUUUUGAUCAAGUAACUAACUGGAUGAAACAGAAUCCAAUCACCGAUCAUCUGCGAUAUCGUAAUGCAACAAUGGAAACACUUCGAAUUGAAUUUCAAAAAGAAUUUUUCAGUCAGAUCAGCACGAGAGAAGAAUUUUCUAUAAAAUUCUUAUUGUAUGUAAAUAAUAUUUAUCUUUUCUUGCGUCAUAAACGUCGUUCACUGGAAAUCGAUCAUGAAGUCAUUAAGAAUUUAGCUCGCAUCAAAGAAUCGGUGAUCAAAAAUCGUAAGUUGGAACAAAUCGAAUCUCGAUUAAAUCAUAUUAUAUUUCAAACCGGACAAUCAAUUCGAGCUACAACAAAUCAACCGCCACCACAGCAACAAUCAUUAGUUCGAAAACCUGUUCAAAAUUCAGACAUUGAAUGUAUAAAUCUGGAUUCCGAUUGAUAUGUUCAAUCACAGUAUUAUCAUUAAACAUUUUUUAUCUUUAUGAAUAUGAGCAAAAUAAAAAAAUAGAAAUAUU
This is a messenger RNA of Dermatophagoides pteronyssinus (European house dust mite), 4726 nucleotides long. Its product is annotated as transcriptional regulator ATRX homolog. Lineage: Eukaryota; Metazoa; Arthropoda; Arachnida; Sarcoptiformes; Pyroglyphidae. Gene Ontology annotation, cellular component: nucleus. The record is from RefSeq and is a predicted model, not a curated record. Gene Ontology annotation, molecular function: ATP hydrolysis activity; ATP binding.